Arabidopsis arenosa is the source of this 1172-nucleotide messenger RNA. NCBI's taxonomy places the organism in Eukaryota, Viridiplantae, Streptophyta, Magnoliopsida, Brassicales, Brassicaceae. The record is from the annotation of a GenBank genome assembly.
GCCGGAAAACUAAAAGCAGACAUAUCGGAAAUUAGUAAGAUUUCGAUUUUAGAAUUGGGAGAUUUUCAAUUAUGGGUUCUGAGCAAAACGACGGCACAAGCUUCUCUCCUUCAGAGCCAAAGCUCUGCGUCAAAGGAUGUGGCUUCUUCGGAUCUCCAUCGAACAUGAACCUCUGCUCCAAAUGCUACCGAGACAUCCGAGCCACGGAGGAACAAACCGCUUCGGCUAAAGCCGCCGUGGAGAAAUCUCUAAACCCUAAUAAACCCAAAAUCCAACCACAACAGAGCCAAGAAAUCACUUCAGGCGUUCUCGAAUCAGGAUCUUCUUCCUCAUCAACAACGAGCGGUGGUGAUUCGGCUGCAGCUCCCUUGGAUCCACCGAAAUCGACGGCUACGAGAUGCUUGAGCUGUAACAAGAAAGUGGGCGUGACGGGUUUCAAGUGUAAGUGUGGGAGCACUUUCUGUGGAACUCAUAGAUAUCCAGAGACUCAUGAGUGCGAAUUCGAUUUCAAAGGAGUCGCGAGAGAAGCCAUUGCUAAGGCUAAUCCUGUGGUGAAGGCUGAUAAGGUUGAGAGGAUAUGAAUUGGUGAAGAAACUGGUGUGUUCUCUUUGUUUUUUUAUAUUAAAGUCUCGUGAUGUUGGUGGUUUGGCUCUUUUUUUCUGUUCUUAUUAUGGUUUGAUUUGCUUUUAGGGUUUCUUAGGAAAGGUUUUAGAUUCUGCUAUUAUGUGGUUUCAUGAUUUGCAACAUUGGAUUUGUUGUUCUGUAAUAAAUUGUUGGUCAUAUCAUAAAAUUGUGUUCUUAUUGGUACCAGCUUACUUCUUCUUACUUGGAGAAGUUGAAUCGUUUGAAGUUUUAGGAUUCUCCUGGUUUGUUUGUAGGAGGAUUAUGAACUAGUUGGGGGUCUUAUAUAGCUUAUGGUGGAUAAAAGUGUGUAGCUUGGUAGUUCUGAAACUAAAGAUGUCGUAUAUAGCUUAUGGUAGAUUCCCCUGGUUUGUUUAUAGUAGACUUAUGAACAAGUUGGGGUUUGUAUAUAGCAUUAUAGCUUAUGGUUGAUAAAGUAUGAAGCUUGGUAGUUAUGAAGCUGACGAUGUUGUUUAGGGUAUCUGUAUAGAAUCAUGGAAGAUCUGGAUGUGUGUUUAGUUUAGGGGUGUUAAUGAAUGAGUCAUUGAUUU